AUGGAGGUUCCUCACCAACUUUUACUAGCGUUGAGCUUUGUGGCUUUUGCCAUCAUCCAUCUUGUUCAAGCUCAGCCUGAUCAACAAGGAUUCAUCAGUUUGGACUGUGGUUUACCUCCUAAUGAGUCUCCUUAUACCGACCCACUAACCGGAUUAAUCUUCUCGUCCGAUGCUGAUUUCAUUUUAAAUGGUUUACGCGGUGAAGCUGGUGAUGACAGAAGACAGUACAAGGAUCUUAGAUAUUUUCCGGAUGGAAUAAGAAACUGCUAUAAUCUGAAAGUGGAGCAAGACAUCAACUAUUUAAUAAGAGCAGGGUUCUCAUAUGGAAACUAUGAUGGGCUUAAUGUAUAUCCCAAAUUUGAUUUACAUAUAGGGCCUAAUAUGUGGACUGCGGUGGAUUUGGAAACCGAAAAUGAUCGUGAGAUCAUUUACAUGUCAAAGUCAAACUUAUUGCAGAUUUGUCUCGUCAAGACAGGACAAACUAUACCAAUGAUAUCAACCUUGGAAGUACGGCCGUUGGGAAAUGAUUCUUAUACUACACGUUUCGGUCCGUUGGACCUCAUUUACCGGCGGCACUAUUCUAGCAAUUCUAGUGGUACUAUACGGUAUCCUGAUGAUGUCUUUGAUCGCAAAUGGGACAAUUAUAACGAAUUCGAAACAGAAGUAAACACCACACUCAGUGUGAGAUCCUCUAGUCCCUUUCAAGUACCAGAAGCGGUAAGUACGUCCGGAAUUUCGCCGGAAAAUGCUACCAAACCAUUGAGAUUCUUAUUGUCACUUGAAGACGACAGUGACAGAGUCAAUGUGUACUUUCAUUUUGCCGAGAUACAAUCCUUAAGUUCCAAUGAUACAAGAGAAUUCGACAUAGAAUUGGAAGAUCAUAUUGUUCAGUCAGCGUAUAGUCCUACGAUGUUACAAUCAGAUACCAAAUACAAUCUGUCACCACAAAAAUGUAGCUUCGGCUUGUGCUAUUUGGACCUGGUAAGAACUUCGAGGUCUACUCUUCCACCACUGAUUAAUGCUAUUGAGGCUUUCAAGGUUGUAGAAUUUCCAUAUGCUGAAACAAAUCCAAAUGAUGUUGCUGCUAUGAAGGAUAUACAAGCUAUUUAUGGAUUGAGCAUGAUUAGUUGGCAAGGAGAUCCUUGCGCUCCUGAAUUGUUAAAGUGGGAAGAUAUAAAGUGCAGCUACACAAAUAAGUCUACGCCACCAAGAAUUAUUUCCUUAGACUUGUCAUCACGAGGGUUAAAAGGGGUCAUUGCGCCUGCCUUCCAAAAUUUGACCGAGCUUCGGAAACUGGACUUAUCAAAUAACAGUUUUACUGGAGGAGUGCCUGCAUUCUUAGCCAGCAUGAAGUCACUAUCGAUCAUAAAUUUAAACUGGAAUGAUCUCACGGGUCCUCUUCCUAAUGUGUUUCAUAACAGAGAAAAGAAUGGGCUAAAGCUAACGGCCCAAGGUAACCCAAAGUUGUGUGCUGAUGCGUCAUGCAAGAAAAACAAUCAAAACUACGUUGUAGCAAUUGUUGCAUCAGUAGCUUCUGUGUUCAUCAUUGUAGCUGUGCUGAUUCUCAUUCUUGUUUUCCGAAAGAAAAGGGCAACGCAAGUUCAACAAGAAUUACCAAGUACUAGGCCAUCCAUAUUUACGCAGACAAAAAGAUUCACAUACUCAGAGGUGAUAGCUUUGACAGACAACUUUGAAAGAGUUCUUGGAGAAGGAGGUUUCGGAGUAGUGUACCAUGGUUCUUUAAAUGGUACGCAACCAGUAGCUGUCAAACUACUCUCUCCAUCAUCAGUCCAGGGCUACAAGGAAUUCAAAGCAGAGGUUGAACUUCUUUUGAGAGUUCACCACGUAAAUUUGGUGAGCUUGGUAGGAUACUGUGACGAAGAGAGCCACCUCGCCCUCCUUUAUGAGUAUGCACCCAACGGAGACUUAAAACAACAUCUCUCAGGAGAACGUGGUGGCUCCCCUUUGAAGUGGUCAAGUAGAUUGAAAAUUGUCAUCGAGACUGCACAAGGAUUGGAAUACUUGCAUACUGGUUCCAAACCUCCUAUGAUACAUCGUGAUGUCAAAACAACAAAUAUACUUUUGGAUGAGCACUUCCAAGCUAAACUAGCAGAUUUCGGCCUUUCAAGAUCUUUUCCUAUCGGAGGUGAAACUCAUGUGUCAACAGCUAUUGUUGGUACUCCUGGAUAUCUUGAUCCUGAAUAUUACCGAACAAACAGGUUAAAUGAGAAAAGUGACGUAUACAGCUUUGGAAUUGUAAUCUUGGAGAUAAUCACAAGUCGGCCUGUAAUUCAGCAAACUCGAGAAAAGCCACACAUAGCAGCAUGGGUGGGACACAUGCUUACCAAGGGAGAUUUUGAAAAUGUUGUGGAUCCAAGACUAAAUAGGGAAUAUGAGCCUACUUCUGUUUGGAAAGCUCUUGAGAUAGCAAUGUCAUGCGUGAAUCCGUCUUCAGAGAAAAGACCAAACAUGUCUCAAGUUACUAAUGAACUAAAGCAGUGUUUAACAUCAGAAAACUCAAGACAAGGAGGGAGACAAGACAUGGACUCAAGAAGUUCUGUUGAAAUGAGCGUGAGCUUUAACACUGAAGUUACCCCUAACGCACGGUAA
Microthlaspi erraticum is the source of this 2610-nucleotide messenger RNA. Lineage: Eukaryota; Viridiplantae; Streptophyta; Magnoliopsida; Brassicales; Brassicaceae. The record is from the annotation of a GenBank genome assembly.